This is a messenger RNA of Lasiodiplodia theobromae, 1368 nucleotides long. RefSeq names its product Carbon catabolite repression protein. Lineage: Eukaryota; Fungi; Ascomycota; Dothideomycetes; Botryosphaeriales; Botryosphaeriaceae. The transcript is spliced from 6 exons. The coding region runs from base 1 to 1368 and encodes 455 amino acids. The record is from RefSeq and is a predicted model, not a curated record. Gene Ontology annotation, biological process: protein transport. Gene Ontology annotation, cellular component: cytoplasm.
AUGGCACCCUGCAGAUCCGACAAGUGUCUGAAAAUAAGUCUCGAUACUCACGACAUCGUCUUCCGUCGCAAACAUCGAGAUGGCCAAAAGCAGGUUGUGCACGGCGAGGUCGUCCUCUGCACCCAAAAUCCAACCGCCAUAAAAGCAGUCAAGGUGUCAUUGCAUGGAGUCCGCAAAGUCCACUGGUUGACCGACACCCUCCAACCGCAAACCGUUCGACAAAGGGAUUCCAUAUUCUUUCAGGACCGCCUCCUUUACGUCUUCGUCAAGGGCACCGGCCAACCCAGCAAAGCAGCACCAGGCCUUUACACUUGGCCUUUCUCCUUCACUCUCCCCUCAUCGCUCCCAGAGUCGAUAACGUGGCUCCCGCUCGACACGUACAUCCGCUACUCUAUCACUGCAGAGGCCACCAUCGGCAGCGGAAUAUUAACCAAAAAAUUGCGCGUUAGCGAGCCACUGCGUCUCUUCAAAUCUCCCUCCUUCUUCAUCGACGAGCUCCAAUUCGCGCCAGAGAUCACACAACAAACCGCGAACCUCACACUCCCAAAAUCCGGCCUCGACGCCACCGUCACCCUCUCGCAACCCUACCAACCCACCGACAAUGGCGGCGGCGUCCUCGAAACCACUUUCGCGCUGACGCCUCUCCUCCUCGACCAAUCCGACACCAAUGCGUUGCUCUCGAAUCCCAACCGCAUCGUCACCCUCAGCCUCGAACUACUUCAAAACGUCCACCUCGUUGUCACUGACAAGCACGGCGAGCCGCACCGCGGCACCAAGUGCACACGGUCCGUGGCGACAGUGAGCAGGUCAGUGUCAGCGAGCGAGCUGGUAACGGCGAGGGAGACGGCGGUGGAUGAGACGGAGAUGAGAGAAGGAGGAGGAGGAGGAGGAGGUUGUGGUGAUGACAAGGACAGUAGUAGUAAUGGUGGUGGUGGUGGGGAUUGUAGCAGCAACAACAACAGUAGUACGCCGACGCCAGCACCAGCCAAUUACUUUGACUUGAAACUACCGCUACCGAUGGCGCCGUACUCGCUGGUGCAGAGCGUGCACGAUGGCGACAAGAUCAGGGUGCGGUACACGCUGCAGGCGAAAGUGAGCGUCGAGGACGAGGGCAAAAAGACCACGCAAGAGGAGGGAAGCGCGAAUCUGUUCCCCAAGCUGUUCGUGCCUGUUCGCGAACGGCAGGACAGCGUAAUAUCCAGCACAAACAGCGUUUGUGAUACCGACAUCAUCGAUGAAUGCGGCGUCGUCACGAGUUUGCCGAGCUACGGUGAACACCUUUUUGAUACCUACUAUUGUUGGGAUGCGCGCGGCCUGACAGCAGACGACAUAUUACGCGAAAGAGAUCCUAUAGGGGCUGGUUUCUGA